Molecule: messenger RNA, 8244 nt
Organism: Xenopus laevis (African clawed frog)
Lineage: Eukaryota; Metazoa; Chordata; Amphibia; Anura; Pipidae
Gene: prrt3.L
Product: proline-rich transmembrane protein 3
Exons: 4
Coding region: 327-4010 (1227 amino acids)
Cellular component (GO): membrane
Source: RefSeq, a predicted model, not a curated record
GAGAUGGGAACGACGUGCGGGAGGAUUUGGCUCUGGGAAAGCAAUCACAGGGAAGCAGAAGGGAUCACAUCCCAAUAAACUCUGCUGCGCUGGGCUCUAUUUGCUGAGUCUGAGCAUCCUCCGCAGCCGCAUGCUUUUAGCUCAGAGGAAGAUGCUGUGUCGCAGGAAUUGCAGAGACGCUGCCAAGGUGAGCUCACUAUCAAACGACUGCUGCAGGCCUUGGGGCAGGAGAGAGACGUGUGCCCGACACAGGCCUUGUGGACACACCUCCUAUAUGUGUGAUGAGUCAAUUUAAACAACUAGACAACCAAUGAGAAUUUUCUUCCAUGCACCAAACCAUGGCUGAACCUUCGAUUGCCCUCAUGUGGAUAUACCUGGCUACCUUAGUUUUUUUUGAACCUUCAGUUGCUUUUUCUAAAGUUGACAAUAUCACAAGUGCAAAACCUAUCAAUGAUCUAAUUGGGGAAAAUCAAAUGAAGAACUACUCUGGGAAACCUUCUAAGUUUGAAGUCCCGCAGGUUUUGAAUCUGAAGGAAAGUGGAGGAGAUCUGUCACAUACCAGAAUGUCUGGAGAAAGGUUUGGCAGUUACCUCCCAACAUCUGUACUUGGUCAUGGUGAGGAGCCAGUGGAAAAAACAGAGGAUCACAUAGAAAAUAGCUUCAAUGAAUUCUUGACUCAGGAUAAAAAAAAUAUGCUGAGUGCAGCUUCUAAUAAAGUUAGCCAAAUGGGCUCAGGGACUACUGUCAGGCCUGGUGCUGAGGAAGCACUAGUGGAACACACUCUUCUAAAGAGUCAACCAAGUAAAUCUGAAAUGUUGCAGCUCAUCUCGAAUUCUGAGAACUUCAACUUAGCCAGAGAGAGUUCUGAUAGAAGCAAACUCCCAUCAAUCAAGGAGAAGUUGUCACCUCACAGUCACGAAGAGUCCUUGCAAAUAGAGAAUGACAUUGAGCAUGACAAAGUACAAGAGCAGGGGAAAGAACUCCUUAGUACUGUCCACCCAACUGUUUCAACCAUAGCCUUAUCCAAGACCACACUGCCAUCAGGGCACAUCACUCAGAUACAGAAAUUGCAGAUUGAGAGCGGGGAAGACCAUUUAAGAAAAGCCCUACAAAAGAACACUUUUGAAGCUCAAGAUGACUAUCAUAGCCGUACCCUCCAGGUCACUUCGGAGGUCGUUAGACAAACCGUUCAAAAUAAUUUCCUGGAUAAUAAUUUAAUUCCAAGAGAGCAAGGUGUGCAUCCUUCAGAGAAAUAUGAUGCUGCAUACAGAACCACAGAGGGCUACACAUCCUUGCAGUUGGACAUUGGGCCAGGAGGCAAUGAGGUUGUCUCUGCAGAUAAAGAAUUAAAUUACAAAAGCAUGGAAUAUCACAAGGGUGGAAACACUAUCCUUGAGGAAUCCAAGUCAGAAAAUAAAACCGACUUUCCUCAUUUUUCUCCUGUUUUUCAAGAGAAACAAAUUACAGGUCAUGUUCCCCAUGGUAGUGAUAUUCCAACUUCAACCCCUGGAACUUCAGGUCAUCUUGUACCAUUAAGCCCAUCUUUUAAGAAUGAAUCAUCCACACUGAGGCCUUCUCUUAACAAGACCUCCCCAUUUGUUGCCUUUGAUCCAAGAAGCCAUUUUACUCUAGAAGCGAAAUCAAGAACCCAGACAGAACAGAUUCAGCCUACUUCCACUUUACCAAAAACCUCCAGGACUGAGAAUAAUAAUGAAGCAACCAAUGGAUUGAUUUCUUCUUCACAAGACAUACAACCAUCUUCUAUGCAACCUCAUGAAACUCCAACACCAGCAAUGCAAACGUUUGGCAAAAAUUCUGAAAAAUCUCAAGAGGGAAAUGGAAGCUCGUCACAGCCUGCCAAAGGAUCUGCAAGUACACAGAAAAGCCCUAUGGCAAGCAGUGCACCCCCUGGACUUCUAAUGUCUACUACUUGGAAGAUGUCAGUGACAAGGCAAAAAGCAGAUCUGGUGCCACAGACCCUUCAACCACAGAAAGGAGAUACCACUACACCACAUACUAUCAUGAAUGUUUCAAGAAGAACAGGGCGUCGUGGGGAAAUCAUUGUCACUACUCAACGGGCUGUUCAAAGACCACGCAUGAUGGAAAUUCCUACAAGUUCUCCACCUAAAAAGCCUACACUGGACACGCCAUUAUGCACCAAAACAGGAGGAGCAUGUGAAUAUCUAGGAUCCAACAAGACACUUCUAAAUUGGGAUGACUUGCAACGUACUCUGAGUUUUGCCUGGGAUAUGCACGUUUAUGGAACAGGAGCCCUCUUCAUUUUAUUAUCUAUCAUUGCCAUGGUCAAUCUCAUUGGAUCUUCAAUUGUUUGUGUGCCCUACCUUCCAUAUAUCAUAGCUUCGAAUGCACUCCUGUUUGUGAUUGGUAUCCUUAGAAGCGUGUUCUUUCUUUUAGAUCCUUACGGAACAAAAUCAAAGAUUUCUCAUGGACUUGCUUUGGUCCUUUACAAUGUAACAUUUCCUCUUAUGCUUUCUACAUUUGCCACCUUAGUCCUGCUGGUUAUAAAGAUUGCGUCCCUUCAGCUACUCCCCUCCAAGCUCCAAACCCUCCCUUUGCUUGGUUUUAUUGGAGUUAUUCAUUUUAUUAUUCUUUUGAGUGCAGACCUUCUUACUCACUUGUUGAACCCCUCUGUAAAUAUUGUCUUGCAGAUACUUUCAAUCUCCUGGGGCAUUUUCUUGAUGGUGGGAAAUUUUGUGGCUUAUUAUCGACUCAGAAGAAGUAGCAAAGAUAUAAUGAAUGAGAAUCAGAGAGUAUCACCAACAUGUGAAGACAUUGUGUCUAUGCAAACCCAAGAAAGGAAUAUGAGGUGCCUCUUCACAUCAUCUAGAGUCCUGCUAGUUAGCAGCAUUUUUGGGUUGCUAUGCUGUGGUUUGCAAGUAUAUGCUGUACUAUGGCUAUAUGGGUUACUUGGAAAAAAGAAUGAAUUCUCUUGGUCUUGGUGGUUUCUGCAGUUUUGGUUCCGGAUCUUCGAACUGGGCUUGUGUUUUUCAUUGCUCUUUGUGGCUUCACACAGCUUCUGCCAGCAGUGCAGUAGAAGUGACCAUACCUGCUGGUCCAAAAUAAUCAGCUAUUUCUGUACCUACAAAAAAACAGAGGUUGCAGAGUAUCCAAACAACUGCUAUGACUGGACAAACAGCAUUCAAGAAAGGGUAGUCAAUAACAACAUCUCUAAGAGCCUUAUCCGCAAUGAGCCAGAGAAUGUCCCUCUUAAAAUGCUGAAGGAAAACAAUGAAACCAAGUCUGGCUCUGUACUGUGCAACAACAGCGGCUCUGCUUCUCCUCUUUUCAAGCCAAAACCAGACGUUGUCUUCAGUCCAAAACACCAAAACAUGAUUAUUGGACGAUCAUACACAAGUAUUGGCUUUGAAAAGGAAUCUAUGCUAUCACUGACUGAUCUGGGAUUUCGCCCUCCUUCACCCAUAAAUCUGAGCAGAAGCAUAGAUGAGGCUUUAUUCAGGGAGCAUCUGGUCAGAGACAGCAUAUUUCUAGAUUCAAGUCUUCAGUAUCCAAGUUACCUAACCAGACAAGAAUCGUGUGCUUCUUUAAAGGAAUGCUCUGCUUUGAACCAGACAGUUGACCCACUGAUCUCAUCAGAUUUAAAAAUGAGAAGGUGCAGCAACCCUGAUUAUAUGUACAGCCUGGCCAGAUGUAGCUCGAUGACUGAAGUUGACUCACCAAGUGAGAGUGUACAGGAAAGUAAAGACCUUCCACGUGACAUAACAACAGAGAAUGUUGUCUCAGGUAGUUCCAUGGAUAGCGUCUCUAAAGGGUCAAUCAAAAUUAGCUGGAACCCAUGGCGCCAUGGGCUGUCCUCGGUGGAGAGUCUUCCGCUGGAGGAAGCACCAAGCACCCAGCUUCUAAAGCAAGGAUCCCAGCCCAGCAUCCGGUCAAAGGGCAGUGAACCUGAGAAGACAAUUGGAAAGAGGUUCAUUGAGAGAAGCCAGACAAUUGACUCAAAUAGUCUUGCUAGUGAUACCAUUGAACUAUGAAUAGUCCAGACUGUAGCAAUGGAAACCAGUGUAGACAUGACACUUUGCCAAUUUAUAGUUGAGGUUUCUCCCACUGAAUUCAAGUGUUGGCUGUGUUUUGUAGGUUUAUAAGUAAGCCAGUUUUAUAAUAACCACAGGUACAGGUUUAACCCUCCCUUCAGCUCUAUGGAUAUACAGACGUAUUAAGUAACAAGCACACCUUAUCUACAGUAGUAGGAGACAACACGUCCUUGUGUCUUUUUUUUUUUUACUGGACUCUUUGAUUUUCUAUGUAUAUUUUUUAAAACAGACUCCUAUUGCCAGAUGCAGGGCAUAGCAGCUGAUGCCUUUCUCUAAAGGAUAAACUCCAUGGCCAGACACAUUUCUCUGGUUGUAUUAUGGUGGGACAUUGCCUUGAAAACAAAUGCACUUCCAGGCAGACCAGUUAUAGACUGCUGCCUCCCCAGACAUUGUGGACUUCUAAUCUCCUAUAAGGCUAAUGUAUCAAAAAGCCUAAAAAACUGCAAGUGGUACUUUUAUAAAUAAGGUACGUGUUUCGCAAGUAAAGAAGAGCAGAUGCACUGGAUGUGUGCCGGUAGUUUCCUUGGCAACCACACGAGGCCUAAUGCAUCUUACUGCAAUGCAGACUCCGAGGCCAAAAAAGAAAGGUGUUUAACGUUGAACUGUGCUCCUUGACAAUCAGGCAAGGAAAAAAAGCGAUAAAGGCGCUAAAGCACACAGGCAGCAUAGAUAUAUGGAAAACAGGAUGCAGUCAGUGUGUUUGUAUGUAUGUAUGUAAAUGUGUAUAUAUUGCUUUAAAGGAGAACUAAACCCUCUUGCUAAUAAAAACCCCUACCCCAAUAGUCCCCCCUCCCUGCUCCCCCCGCACUGGUGUUAACACAAGUUAAUGCCCCUCAGCCGGUAUUUACCCCUCGUUGCAGAGGAGCUCAUGGACACCAUCUUCGGUAAUCUUCUGGUCUUCUCCUGUCGCUUCAGUAAUUUUCGUCAAUUUCAGUGCAUGCGCAGUUGUAACGAACCGAAAAAAUUCUCCAACUGCGCAUGCGCUGAUACAGUGCUUACUUACUGAAGAUUACAGAAGCACCGGAACAUGGCACUCGUUAGCUCUACUACGCUGACUUUGCAACGAGGGGUAAUUACCGGCUAGGGGUAUUUACUUGUGUUAACACCUUUGCGGGGGAGCAGGGAGUGGGGACUAUGGAAGGUAGGGUUUUUUUUAUUAGCAAUGGGGUUUAGUUCUCCUUUAAGAGUGGGGAUGCAUCAUGAUAAUCAUCUAUGUAUAUUCUAGGUUGUUUAAUAAAUCUAAAAAGUAUAAAUAUGCGGAAUUUGACAAGACAAUAAGCACUUCAGGAGCUACGCACUGGGACGGUGGAUACGGCACCUUAUUUGGGUAAUGCAAUAAAAGUCACAACCUCGGGCCAGUAACCUGCAGCAAACACCAGCAAGGUAGCAAUUAGUGGCCACUUGUUUGAAAACAAACAUCUGCUAUGGGUUACUAGACCUGGUGACUUUGAUCACAUGAGCCCUUCUGUUCCCGAAAUAACAACUGGUAAAGCAAAGCAGCUAUGAUGCCCAGUAAAGAGCUCCAUGGUAAAGCAAUACAAACAUAAAGUGGCUUUAUUCAGCAUUCAUUCCGGUGACAUAGGGUGCCAAAUUUUUUCCAGAUGCGGCAGCUGACUGUUCUCAUUACAAUUUGUAUGGCUAAGGUGCAAUUUAAAAGGAAGGAAGUGAUAAGCGGCAUCUAAAGGCCCAGGAGCAAUAUUUAGUAGCCUGCCUGCAAACUGUUCAAUGGACACAGCCUGCUGCAUAUUUAGAAACACUACAAAAAAAUAAAAAAGAUCUUGACUGUUCGAUUGCACUUACGGGAUCCUACAUCUCUGCAAAAUGUAUUUCAAAUAUUUUUAUUUGUGCUGUUUUGCUUCUGUAAUAUAUUGAUAAGAACUCUCACGUUGCUGGCUUAUGACUCCAUUUACAAAGAAACAUGCCCUACAGGGUUGACAAAAAUAUAAUAUUCCUGAUAUAAAAGUGCUGGCCUGCUCUGGAUUUAUAUAAUACAUAUAUAUAGGCCUGUUAAAAUUGUAAGCAUGCUUAAUAGAAUAUUGCCAGUUACCAAAGACAGGUUUAUAUCAGCACAGAACAAUAAAGUAUGUAGUGAUAUGUGGGUCGAGAAAGCCUCAACCCACACCCAGCCCUAAUCCGACCCCCGAGAACCCGCACCUGACCCUAAACCACAGCGAGCUCCUACUUAUAUACCUUCACCCAUACCACCCCGCUGUGACAUCACCAAAGGGGGCGGGGCACACUGGCGAGCGAGUAUAUAAAAAGGAAGAAGUGGGGCACUAGGACGCCGCGGUCUGCAAACAUUGUGUAACAAUCGCCCCAAACCCACCAAAACCGCAGGUCCCGUUGGCUUCGGGUCAGCCCACACAUCACUAUAAGUGUUAUUUACUAAAGUCUGAAUUUUUCUGAUUUAUUAAAUAUAAAAAGUCUGACCAAACUAGCAUCCGCAAUUUGCCCAUUUAUAUGAAUAAAAAAAAACUACAGAAAAAAAUCGGGAAAAACUGCAACUCUUUGGGGUUGUCGCGUGAAGAACCCGAAUUUUUCGUGUUUGACGCCCAAAAACCACGGAAAAAUUCAAGCUUUCACUGAAAACCCAGAAACCCAGGUUAAAACAUCUUCAAAUUGUUAAGGGGACAUCUGCCUCUUACGUUUACAUGAACUCAGCAGGUUUUAGAAGGAGUUUUCCCGGUUUUUGACGCGGCAAAACCCCACAUUUUUCGUGUUUGAUGCCCGAAAAAGUUUUCACUGAAACCGAGCGUCAAACCCCGGUAACUCUGAACAUUUCAUGAGGGUUAAAAACAUCUUCAAAAGGUUAAGGGGACAUCUGCCUCUGACUUUAGAGUUUUUUCAGUUUUGGACACGGAGCAGAUUCGGGGCAUAAUAAAUCGAGAAAAAAACGCAUCUUUUUGGACUGUAAUUUUUCCAGGUACACAGACACAUUUUAAAAAAUCACAACUUAAUAAAUAACACCCUAAAAGUAUGAUGACAGUAUAGUAAAAUCUCUAAACAUGAUUAUUAAAAAUACAAGAAAAGCGCAUACUUUGCGCACUAGACAUGUGCCUACUCUGCCCCUUGUUCCGGCCCUGAUUCCACAAUCCGAUCAAAAAUAAGCAGAUCUUCAUUAAGAGCACUUUUCCUUUUUAAAUAAGGUUCUCAACCAUUGCCACAGGUAUGGGAGUCAUUUAUCAACAUUGGCUAAAUGGCCAGUAACCCAUGGCAACCAAUCAAAUUGUUUCAUUCAUUGUUUUACCUGCAGCUGGCUCAGAAAAAGCCACUGAUUGGUUGCUGUGGGUUACUGCCCAUAAGCAAAUUUGCCCAGAUAAAUGAGCCCCAUUAGUGUAGCACUCUUGGGGGACAGUUAUGAUGUAGCAAUAUGUAGAUGCCUCCCAUUUACACAUGUGGUAGGUUCCCAACUACAGCAUAAACAUGUGGUAGGUUCCCAACUACAGCAUAAACUGGCAGAUAGGUAGUUAAUAAAAAAAUAAAAAAAAAGGUUGAACUCGAUGGACAUGUGUCUUUUUUCAACCUUACUUACUAUGUUACUAUGUUACUAUGUAUAAGGGACAUGGGCCAUACCCACUUCCUGCUUUCCAGUCAUCUGAUCAGUAUUUGGCAAGUCCCUCCUCAUUACAGUAGUGGCCCUAAGCAGCUUUAGUUUUUUAGGGCUAUUGAGUAAUACCACAAAAUGGCACCUGAGCUGGUGUGUUACAAACAGUCCCUAAUCUACUGUCUCCCCCCACUCUUAUAAAAAUGUGAAAUAUUCCAUUUUUUCUGACAUGCUUAUAAAUGUGAGGGAUUUAUCACCACUCCAGCCUGUAUAUAUUGUCUGUGUAUUACUGUGUAUAUAAGUAUGUAUACGUGCUCUUUUAUUGCACCAGCAAUCAUUCUGAGACAAGUUGGUAUCAUGGACAUUAUUGCUGAGUAUAUAAAUCCCUCCUCUGUUGGAGAGCCUGGUGCGGGAGCUGAAGGCAGCUGAAAUAUUAGGUCACAUGGCACAGGCCUCUGUGUGAAUCGUAGGGUUAAAGCUGUGACAAUCUGACAGAGCAGCCAUUUUGUGUGUGUGAAUGUAAGAACCUGCUCUUUUGAACGUGUACAUAACCCAGUGCUGAGGCCUGGUUGGUCAGCCAUACUGUGUGCCAAAUUACACGUGUAAAUAAAAUAUGACUCUAAAACACAA